AUGGAGAUGAAAUCUGUCACCGUCCUUGUCGCCCAGCAGAAAUCGCCCGAUCCCUUGUUCCUGAGAUUUUCAUCGUACCAACGUCUUUUGAAUGUCGUCGGAUACUGUCUUAGAUUCGCUCAAAAUGCUCGCAGUAAGAAUAACAGAAUAACUGACCGAGUACUCUCCGUGGUAGAGCUACAAGCAGCAAAAUUCGGUUUAGUAAAAUUGGUGCAAGCAGAAUCGUUUCCUGAAGAACUAAAAUCGCUGCAUCGGGAGGUAUGUGUGUCCACGAAAUCCCAACUUCGUCUACUCAACCCUUUCAUGGACACACAAGGAAUAAUUCGCGUUGGUGGCCGGCUACGGCUUUCCGACGAAUCCUAUGAUGUUAAGCAUCAAAUCGUCAUCCCUGGUUUCCAUCCUUUCACCAAGCUGCUUAUAAACUUUCACUAUCGCAAAAUAAUUCAUGGAGGCAUUGUCAUGACGCUAGCCGUCGUUCGUGAUGAAUUCUGGCCGCUCAAUGGACGAAAAGCAGUUCGAAGUGUCAUCCGUAACUAUUUCAGGUGCAACAGAGUCAACCCCCGUCCCAUCCAACAACCCGUAGGACAACUACCAAUUGGAAGAGUUACCGCAAAUGAAGCUUUUACCCACACCGGUGUUGAUUAUUGCGGUCCUCUUUAUUUGAAACCAACGCACCGAAGAGCAGCAGCACGGAAAUGUUACGUCGCUGUGUUCGUUUGCCUCGCAACGAAAGCAGUACACUUAGAAUUAGUGGGCGAUCUGUCCACGAACACCUUUCUCAUGGCCCUCAACCGUUUCAUCUGGCGAAGGAACAAACCGUCCCACAUGUACUCUGAUAACGGUACCAACUUCAUCGGAGCCAAGAAUGCGUUACAUCAGUUAUACACUAUGCUUCAGUCCGGACCCGACCAAGACAGAAUCUCCAGACAGCUUGCUGAGGACGGUAUUCAAUGGCAUCUAAUUCCUCCCCGUUCUCCAAACUUCGGUGGGCUGUGGGAAGUAGCAGUUAAGGUGGCCAAAACGCAUCUGGUUCGCCAACUGGACAGUUCAUCACUUUCCUAUGAGGAACUUACCACCGUACUAACAACUAUCGAAGGCUGUAUGAAUUGCCCGCUCACACCGCUAUCAGAUGACCCCAACGAUCUGUCAGCUCUUACUCCAGCGCAUUUCCUCGUCAAGAACAUGAUCCGCCCGCUGCCAGAACCAGACAUCAGAAACGUACCGCUUAACCGCCUUAGCCAAUAUCAACGUAUCCAAGCCUACUCGCAGCGAUUUUGGCAUAGAUGGAGGAACGAGUAUUUGAAGCAGCUUCAGUCGCAGUACACAACCAACCCUCACUUGUACAACCUGGACAUCGGCUCUGUAGUAAUCCUCAAAGAUGAAUCACUCCCGACGGCGCGUUGGCCAUUAGCCCGCAUCGUAGAAAUUCAUCCUGGACCUGACGGCGUCAUCCGCGUUGCAACUUUACGCACUUCAUCACGUUGA
This is a messenger RNA of Topomyia yanbarensis, 1485 nucleotides long. RefSeq lists its product as uncharacterized. The transcript has a single exon. Gene Ontology annotation, molecular function: nucleic acid binding. Lineage: Eukaryota; Metazoa; Arthropoda; Insecta; Diptera; Culicidae. The record is from RefSeq and is a predicted model, not a curated record. Gene Ontology annotation, biological process: DNA integration. The coding region runs from base 1 to 1485 and encodes 494 amino acids.